GCCGUCUACGGUUGUUCCAACCGGUCAAAAAACAAACCCAACGAUGAGAACUUUCAACCGCUGGGCUUCUAUGUCGUGCCCAAAGUCAAAGAAGGACAGUGUCUUAGGACAGCUGAGCUGUCUUCAAGGCGCAGAGCUCUGUGGCUGAGCAGAAUUCGUCGCAAAGACCUGGACGAAUUGGCGACGCAUUACCGAGUUUGCGGGGCGCAUUUCAUCACAGGACGACCAGCUUAUUUGAUGGAUGAGGCUAAUCCCGACUGGGCGCCGAGCCUCAAUCUCGGCUACAAGUCCACGACGCACGCUGGAAGAAGCGCAAGCGACAGGUAUAUGCGACUCAAGCAACGAAGGCGCGCGAGUUCUGCAGCCAACGCCUUUGAAUUAAGGCAGCGACCGGAGAGCGCGAGCACGAACGCGGCGCCCAUCGCUGCAGGAACGGCGGCCGAGGAGAUUUCUUUCAGUGACGAAGAAUCCCCCUCAUCAGAACAAACUGCAAUGCAACACCUUGUAGGCCAUGCAUCUCCCGAGGAGCCUUCAUGCUUGGAAUGUCCAGUUCUACAAAAAAAUCUAGCCACAGCUCAGUGCCACCUGCAAGCGGAUCUGCAGAAUAACCAAGCUUCUGCAUGCAUGAUAGACAAAGAGGUGACAGCUGACCUGCUGUCAGCCCACAUCUCUUCACUGGAGGAAGAAAACCACCGCCUUCAGCAUGACCUGGAUAUUGCACGCAGUCGCCUGGCAAAGGCAGCCCCUGGAGACAGGGAUGUGCUCCGCAGCAACCCAGACAUGGUUGUUUUUUACACAGGGCUGCCAAAUUAUGCAGUUUUGGAGGCUGUUUACAUCUUAGUUGAGCCUCAUAACUGCAGUUGA
Dermacentor andersoni is the source of this 864-nucleotide messenger RNA. NCBI's taxonomy places the organism in Eukaryota, Metazoa, Arthropoda, Arachnida, Ixodida, Ixodidae. The record is from RefSeq and is a predicted model, not a curated record.